Sinocyclocheilus rhinocerous is the source of this 771-nucleotide messenger RNA. Its product is annotated as fucose mutarotase-like. Gene Ontology annotation, biological process: fucose metabolic process. Gene Ontology annotation, molecular function: racemase and epimerase activity, acting on carbohydrates and derivatives; fucose binding. The record is from RefSeq and is a predicted model, not a curated record. Bases 488 to 712 code for a protein of 74 amino acids. The transcript is spliced from 5 exons. Lineage: Eukaryota; Metazoa; Chordata; Actinopteri; Cypriniformes; Cyprinidae.
UGCAGUAAAGCGGGAAGUCACAUUGCUUUGGCAGCGCUCCGUACCGCGCAACUUGCGCUUUCAUUUCGAUCAUCAAAAUGUCACUCAAAAAACUUUGUAGGCUGUCUCUCAUAAAAAUGUCACAUUUUUAUUAUCUCUAAGCAAAAGCACAUAUCCGCUUAUUCGACUCCCGCUGAUGUUGAAAAGCGUUGAUUUUCCGUCCGUCUGUAGCUUUGAGUGGAUCUGGUUUGUCUUAUGAGCACAGAGGAGACAUCAGUGCAAUACAGUUAUAAAACCUCUAUGUAUGGAUUGUCAUGUAUCACUUUUUUUUUUUUGUUCUUGCAGACGCAAAUUGUCCAACCUCAUCUAUUUGUAAAUGUGGUCCAGUGGAGAUAAGAGCGGAUGGUGUGUGUCCUACAAGCGUCUAAACUUUUACAAAAUGUAGCAGGUGUAGGUAUACCAGAACUUCUGAAGGCAAUACUGAAGCUUUUUCCUCUUGAUACCUCUGAUGGCUGUCAUGGACCUUGUGCAGAGUGACAAAUUUAAGGGUCUGAAAGUGCCGGUAUGGGACCAGUAUUCUGACCUCCUGAAACAAGCAGGAUCAGAUGGUAACUUCAAGUUUGUUGAACGGUUUGCAUUUUAUGAGCGUGCCAAGAAGUCAUUUGCUGUAGUGGCAACUGGGGAGACUGCACUGUAUGGAAAUCUCAUAAUCAAGUGUCAUUCCGCUUGGUGAACAGUGCUGAAAGAAGGCUGUUUGGUACAGUUUUUCAGUGCCAGAGUUUUUACACCAUA